UCUACAAGUGACAACUGUUGCCAAGGGUCCCAUUACCCGAGUAACUGGUGAUUGUUUACAUUAGUCUUGUGGGUUUUCUUGCUUUCAUUGCACGAUACUGUGGCUAACUUUAGACCAAACUGCAGGCAGACCAUGUGAUUGCCCCCCCUGUCAAUUCUGUCCUUCAGUCUCUGGGCUUACUGUUUGUCUUGGCCCUGCAGUUGGACUACAAGGUUGAGUACACUUGGCUGAAGAAGAGUAAGCUGACAAGUUUUUCAGGGAGCCCUGGUGUCUGUGUGUGAAGCUGUAGGUGCAGGCUCAGUGUGUGUCAAGAGAGCUCCGCCCACUUAAUGGAUCAAUAAUAAAUGACCCCCAGCGAUCUUUGCCAGAGGAAGGUCAUGGCAUCAAAGUGCUCAGUUGACCCCUGCAGCAAGGGUCAGGAUGUAGCAGAGACCAGGCUGGAGAAGCUGCAAGGGAAAGAAAAGGAGGAAACGGAAGUUUCCUUUGGAUACAGCCGGCUUGCAGGAUGUCUGAGGAACGAUGGACCGGGAAGAGAACAGCAGCUGUCACCUGGCCAUAUUGGUGUACAGGUAGUGACAUCAGCCAGUGCAGUGGAGCAGGUCCCACGGGAAGAGACACAGACUUGGAAAAAGAAAGAGACAUUUUCCCACUUGUCUGUCAACCAGGAGAAUCAAAGUGGAGGUCUGAGCAUAUUGGCGCAACGCCUUCGGAGGUCCAAACGAGGGGACUUGUCAGCCAGGGGCAGGGAGAGGCAGAUAGAGGAGCCCCGGGGGCCUGGGCCUUUUUACUACUUUGGAGGAACCAAUGGGGCAAAAAUAGUGAGCAAUUACUGUGAGAGCAGAGGAUGGAAAAGGAUUUACAACAAGGACAGAAAGGAUUUCAAUCUCAAGUGGUGCGAGACCAAAUCACCAGCCCAGUACUCCAACUUCAGAGAAGGCAAACAGCUGAUGUACCAGAUUCCCAAUAACAAGGUGCUCACCACUAAGAUUGGCCUCCUCAGCAGCCUGCGACAGUAUGAGCAAGUGAGCAGCAGAGUCUGCCACGUUCAAGGACUUAGGAGGCUGAAAUUAGAAGAGUUCAUACCGACUACCUUCCGCAUGGACCUGAGGGAAGACAGAGAGGCUUUUUUUGCUCAGCAGGCCGGUGCGAGCAACAAUGAGAGUCGCAUGUGGAUCUGUAAGCCUACGAGUAUGAACCAGGGAAGAGGGAUCUUCCUUUUGAAGAGCCAGGAGGACAUAGAUGCCUUCAGGCUGAAGCUGCAGCACAUGGACAACCCUCAGACCAACAGAAAAACGCAGUAUCGCCAGCCACAGGCUCACGUUGUCCAACAUUACAUCCAGAACCCGAUGCUCCUGAAAGGGAAAAAGUUUGAUGUGCGCUCUUACCUUCUCAUCGCGUGCACUGCACCGUACAUGGUCUUUUUCCGGCAUGGAUACGUGCGACUGACUUGUGACCUCUAUGACCCCAACUCCAAGAACCUCUCAACCCACCUGACCAAUCAGUACGUGCAGAAGAAGAACCCUCUGUACAGCCAACUGAAGGAGGACACUGUGUGGUCCAUGGAGAGCUUUAACACCUACGUCAACGACAGGUUUCAGGUUGCCAAGGAUCUGCCCAGGGACUGGGUGCUGGGCGCCUUUGCAAAGCGCAUGCAGCAGAUCAUGACCCAGUGCUUUUUCGCCGUCAAGUCCAAGCUCGACUGCCGCCUGGGCUUCUUUGACUUGAUCGGCUGUGACUUCUUGAUUGAUGAGGACUUCAAGGUGUGGCUGCUGGAGAUGAACUGUAAUCCAGCUCUCCAUACGAACUGCGAGGUGCUGAAGGAGGUGAUACCCAGUGUUGUUGUCGAGACGCUAGAUUUGACUCUGGAGAUCUUCAAGAAAGCUGGUUCUAGGCAGAAGAUCUUUCCUUUGGUCAGUCAGAGGGAGUUUGUGCUUCUCUAUAGCAGCAGCAACCCAAGCCCUGAACUCCAGAAAACCACCAAAGAGCCACAAAAGACUAAACCCAGGAGGUGUACGUCUGGGACGGAGGUCAAAGGUGUGCCCUCGGCAUUCCCUGAUAAUUCUGUAAAUGUUUCAGCGCUUCCAAAACGAAGGAGUAGGUCAGUCUGGUCACCGUCCCCCCAGCACUUCACAAAGUCAUCAUGAGUCAGGGGCCUCCACGUUUAUACAGCGGCAAAGAAACUGCUGCAAGAAUGCCCAGGCAUCAAGCUAAGCAAAUGUACUUUGAAUGUCCAUUUAAAGGCUCGAGAUGACCAUUGUAACCAUUGCUCUGCCUGUCUGUGACUCUCCUGGGAUACCGUGACCUGAACUCCUGUGUGUAGGAAUGAACAUGAAAAACAAUUUAAAAGGAUAAAAGGAGCUUAGUGUAGAAAAGAAAAGAGGAACCGUGAUAAAUUUUAUGCAGACAGCUGCGGUAUAAAAAGCCCCCUGUGCUUUUUAAAGCUAUUAAGAGAAAUACUCUGGAAAAUGCGUCAAUAAAGAAUGUAUUCAUCAUCAA
Molecule: messenger RNA, 2496 nt
Organism: Archocentrus centrarchus (flier cichlid)
Lineage: Eukaryota; Metazoa; Chordata; Actinopteri; Cichliformes; Cichlidae
Gene: ttll10
Product: tubulin tyrosine ligase-like family, member 10
Biological process (GO): protein polyglycylation
Molecular function (GO): protein-glycine ligase activity, elongating
Source: RefSeq, a predicted model, not a curated record